Molecule: messenger RNA, 483 nt
Organism: Penicillium cataractarum
Lineage: Eukaryota; Fungi; Ascomycota; Eurotiomycetes; Eurotiales; Aspergillaceae
Exons: 2
Coding region: 1-483 (160 amino acids)
Source: RefSeq, a predicted model, not a curated record
AUGGCUCGCGGUACGAAACGAAAACGCCGGGACGAUGGAAGUCGUCCUCGUAGCUCAGCUCCACCGAAUCGCCCGCAAAGUCCCAUAGAGUCUAUCGACCUGACUGAGGUUGAGGGCUCCUCCGCUCUUGCCAAAGCACUUGCAAAGCAGCGCGAAGAUGCCGUCAAGGCCCAAUCAAAGGAGGAAGCAGACAAAGCUCAGUCCAUGUUGACUGCAUACCAAUGCCCAGUAUGUAUGGAUACGCUAGAGGAUGCUACCAGCACAUCAUGUGGUCACCUCUUCUGUCAUAAGUGUAUCGUCGAAUACCUUCAAUCAAUCGACGUUCAACGUGCUGAGCAAGGGAAGCAGACCAAGGGAACAUGUCCGGUGUGUCGAAAGACUAUCACUCGGAACGAGUCGAGUGGACCUCGCAGGAGCCUCAUCCCAUUGAAGCUCAAGGUGGUCACCAAGAAGAGGAGACUGGUCACUCCUAAUAAAGCAUGA